CGUGAUCAAAACGCAAUUGAAUAUUCCAUCAGCAACAGAUAUGGUAUUGAGACUUUCAACUUUCACUUUCGUCAUGUUCUUGCUUUUUGAAGAUCGGUUGCCUAUUAUCCCAUGCUUCUGCAUUCUCUCUUUCAUGCUAUCUCCGUCGAGCUUCGCUGCUUCGUCUCCGGUCCUGGGCGUGGUCCCCAUCCAACGGAAAUGUCUCUUCAUCGCUCCACAGUGGCUAGGUCCAAAGGCCGACUACUCACUGUCACAAACUGGCCGACAGUCAUCCAUAGUCACCAUCAACCACCAGACGCACGAUGCCCAGCUCAGAGAACCCCGCAAUGGAGACUCUGGAAGAAUGGGACGGCAUCGGCCGUUCGAGACCCCGGUAUCACUUCAUGCGGACAAAGCCAGAGCAAACCCGAGCUUCAUUGGUACAGCAUGUAUCACAAAGCAAACAUGGAUACCUUUACCAAAGGCUUCUGGGUUACCUCUCUCGGUGGCGAUCAACGAUAUCGCCAGGAGAAUGCACGGAGGUGGACGUUAUUUUGGAGUCGAUAUCCUUGGGCAGAUUGAAGGGAAAGCUAAGGGAGUUCAAGAUUGUGGAGGAUGAGGAUCAAUUGCAGUGGACGAGGCUGAUCUACAGGGACAACGUUGUCAAUGCUGUCACUACAAAUGAUGAGCUGAUUCAGGCUGCUGAGAACAGGAAGUCCCUCAAACUCACUCAUUAUAUCGUCUUGCAUUCUACAUUUGGGGAUUUUGAAGACAGCCUGGCUGACUGUGAGCAGACCACCACCCCAACGAGAGAGAGAUCUGCAUUCAGUUGGAGAAGGCCGAUUGCAAUCAGAUACCCGUAUUGCGUAUAUCCAAACCGGCAAGGAUAAGAAGGGUGAUAUUGUAUUCUUGGGUGGCAAGAACUUUAAUCCGGCAUCCAUUACCAACAAUUAAUAGUGCAAUCUAUACUACCACUUUAU
Hyaloscypha bicolor E is the source of this 959-nucleotide messenger RNA. RefSeq lists its product as uncharacterized. The transcript has 2 exons. The coding region runs from base 303 to 869 and encodes 188 amino acids. Lineage: Eukaryota; Fungi; Ascomycota; Leotiomycetes; Helotiales; Hyaloscyphaceae. The record is from RefSeq and is a predicted model, not a curated record.